AUGUUCAAUUUCACGCCCUUACUCGGGGCUCAAAGCAACUCGCGAGCCUCGCAGUCGAUCCUCGAGCUGGACGGCGGAGUCAAAAUCCUCGUGGACGUCGGUUGGGACGAAAGAUUCGAUACUCGUCAGCUAGCCGAGAUAGAAAAACAUGCCUCAACCCUGUCAUUUAUUCUUCUCACUCAUGCUACAACUGCUCACAUUGGUGCCUUUGCACAUUGCUGCAAGCACAUCCCCAUCUUCUCUCAGAUCCCUGUCUACGCCACGCCGCCAGUGAUUGCGUUCGGUCGUACCCUCCUGCAAGACCUCUAUUCUUCUACGCCUCUAGCUGCCACCUUCAUCCCGGGCUCGGGCUCUCCGGACGACGAUUCCAGUGUCGACGACAAGUCACGCUCGAAUAUCCUACGACAAGCUCCUACAUUCGAAGAGAUCAACAAGUACUUCACCCUCAUCACUCCGUUGAAAUAUUCGCAGCCUCAUCAACCCACCCCUUCACACUUCUCCGCGCCUGUCGAAGGGCUUACCUUGACUGCAUACAACUCGGGACACACUCUCGGCGGAACAAUAUGGCAUAUACAAUAUGGCAUGGAGUCCAUAGUAUAUGCGGUGGACUGGAAUCAAGCAAGAGAGAAUGUCAUAGCUGGGGCUGCAUGGUUCGGCGGAGUUGGAGGCGCAGAGGUAAUCGAACAACUGCGCAAGCCUACUGCACUCGUCUGCAGCAGUGUCGGCGCUGCUAGGGAGGCGUUGGCGGGUGGCCGCCGGGCUAGGGAUGAAGCUCUACUCUCCCACAUCAAAAGCAGCAUCGCUAAGGGAGGUACCGUUCUGAUACCAACGGACUCGAGUGCGCGCGUGCUUGAAUUGGCAUGGAUUCUGGAAAAGGCGUGGACUGAUCCUUCACUCAAAAACGCCAAGAUGUAUAUGGCGAGUAGGUCUGCAAAUGCAACACUGCGGCACGCGAGGAGCUUGCUGGAGUGGAUGGAUGACAGUAUUGUCAGAGAAUUCGAAGGAGAAGACGAGAACCAAACACAAAGCCACCGAAGAAGUGGGAGCAAGCAAACUAAUGGUACCGCCAAACCUUCCAGGCCGUUCGAAUUCCGGAAUGUCAAGAUUGUUGAACGAAAGAGUCAGCUCGAGAAGCUGUUCAAUACCGAAGGUCCUCGAGUGGUCCUUGCCAGCGAUUUGACCUUGGAUUGGGGUUUCUCUCGCUCUAUACUCGAAAACAUGGUGCAAAGACCGGAAAACCUUGUCAUUCUAACGGAAAAAGUCGACAUACGUCCUGGUUCUCAUAGCCCAAGCCAGGUCUUGUGGACAUGGUUUGAACAGCGGCAGGAUGGCGUCGCUCUCGAGAAAACCACGGACGGUGAGCAACUGGAGCAAGUACACAGCGGAGGAAGGAUGCUCAAGCUCAAGAAUGCGGAAAAGGCUUCCUUGAGCACUCAAGAGAGCCAGCGAUACCAGCAAUACAUGGCCACCCAGAGACAGAUUCAGGACUCUCUUGCUGCCAACGAACGAGACCAAGCCGGGGUGGACGACAACAUUGACGACGAAUCGAGCACCUCGUCCGAAGACGAGUCAGAGGACGAACAGCAGGGUCGUGUUCUGAACGUCUCUGCAGCACUUGGUCACGGGACUCGAAAUAAGCUCGCAUUGAGUGACGAAGAUCUGGGUAUCAACAUCCUGCUACGAAAGAAGGGAGUGUAUGACUAUGAUGUACGAAAUAAGAAAGGCAGGAAUGCGGUAUUUCCGUAUACACAUUCACGAAGACGUGGGGACGAGUUCGGAGACUUUAUUAAACCGGAAGACUUCCUGCGCGAGGAAGAAAAGGAAGAACAGGAAGGUCCAAGCGAUGGCAAGAUAGGCGGUCUACUGGGGCAAAAACGCAAAUGGGCGGAAACGGAGAACGCCAAAGACAAGGAACAAAAGCGACUACGCGGACGUGGACCGGGUGCCACUGCUGCCGCCGCCGAAUCUGGCGAGGAUUCCGACAGCGACGGUUCCGAGACUGAAAUACAGAUGGAAUCUGAAGGCAUGCAAGGCCCGGCGAAAGUUGUAUACUCCACAUCCGAAGUCACCGUCAAUGCCCGACUAGCAUUUGUUGACUUUGCAGGACUUCAUGAUCGUCGGAGUCUGCAGAUGUUGAUACCGCUGAUCGGGCCCAAGAAACUCAUCUUUACGGGCGGAAAUGCUUCGGACACUCUUGCCCUUGCAUCAGAUUGCAAAGAGCUUCUCGGCAUGAAGGUCGUUGGAGCAGAGGAGGAACCAUCAACCGAGAUCUUUGCUCCUCUCGAGGGUCAAUCCAUCGAUGCUAGUGUGGAUACAAAUGCUUGGGUAGUGAAGCUGAGCAGAGAACUUGCAAAGGCUUUGCACUGGCAGAACGUGAAAAAUAUGAGUGUCGUUACCAUUCAAGGACAGCUCAAAGCAGAAGGAGAGCAGACACCCGAUGUUCAGGAUGAUCCACAAUCGAAGAAACAGAAAUUGGACACACAGGGAACUCUUCAAACCGCACCUCAGUCAGGCAUUUCGGUACAACCAGUGCUUGAUGUUCUGCCUGCGCAUUUGGCUGCAUCGACGAGAUCAGUAUCUCAAGCCAUCCAUGUUGGAGAUUUGCGACUUGCUGAUCUGAGACGGAAAGUGGCCAUGGACGGCCAUGUGGCAGAGUUCCGAGGCGAAGGAACAUUGCUCGUGGACGGAAUGGUGGCAGUCAAGAAGCUCGGCAGCGGAAAGAUCAUUGUUGAAGGUGUCCCGAUCAGUGCAGCUUCCAUGACUCCGGGCACCGCGGACAACUUCACGCGAGUGAAGCAAAGAAUCUACGAAGGCCUCGCUGUUGUUGCGGCCGGAUAG
Exophiala xenobiotica is the source of this 2838-nucleotide messenger RNA. RefSeq lists its product as uncharacterized. Lineage: Eukaryota; Fungi; Ascomycota; Eurotiomycetes; Chaetothyriales; Herpotrichiellaceae. Gene Ontology annotation, cellular component: mRNA cleavage and polyadenylation specificity factor complex. Gene Ontology annotation, molecular function: RNA binding. Gene Ontology annotation, biological process: mRNA 3'-end processing by stem-loop binding and cleavage. Bases 1 to 2838 code for a protein of 945 amino acids. The record is from RefSeq and is a predicted model, not a curated record. The transcript has a single exon.